Podarcis lilfordi (Lilford's wall lizard) is the source of this 14457-nucleotide messenger RNA. The record is from the annotation of a GenBank genome assembly. NCBI's taxonomy places the organism in Eukaryota, Metazoa, Chordata, Lepidosauria, Squamata, Lacertidae.
AUGGAAAGCAACACCGAGAUGUCUCGCCAAGUCACUGUUCUUGUGAUUGGAGCUGGAAGUCGGGGAAGGAAUUAUUCCUCUUUUGCUCAGCAGUUUCCUGCACACAUGAAGGUAAGAGCUGACCAGGGAUCUUCUGAGACUUGUGAACACACCCUUCUACUGAUGUUAAAAUAGCUCCAGGUCCAGUGGACUUCAAACCAAACACUUGAUACUCAUCCUCCCCCCAGCAAAUGCCCCAUUUUUCUUCACUGUGAUUUUUGCAUAGUGCACACACCCACACCAAUGAUUUGCAAUUCAUGCAAUUCAUGAUUUUGCCAGGGCAAAAAUUAUGAAACUGCUAUCACAAUAUGGACUUUAAACUGGUUUUGGACAAUACAGUGGUACCUCGGGUUACAUACGCUUCAGGCUACAGACGCCGCUAAUCCAGAAAUAGUAUCUCGGGUUAAGAACUUUGCUUCAGGAUGAGAACAGAAAUCGUGCUCCAGCAGCAGCAGGAGGCCCCAUUAGCUAAAGUGGUGCUUCAGGUUAAGAACAGUUUCAGCUUAAGAACGGACCUCCGGAACGAAUUAAGUACUUAACCCGAGGUACCACUGUAUACCAAUAUAUCAACCAGUCCUAUUCACAGGUGCGGAGAGUAUUGCUUUCACUCAGGCUUCCCGUGGGCAUCUGAUUGGCUGCUGUGAGCAUAGGAUGUUGAACUAAAUGGACCACUAUGCUUUCCAUGGUACAGUCGGACCUCGGAAGUCGAACGGAAUCUGUUCGGCUUCCAAAACAUUUGGAAACCAAAGUGUGGCUUCUGAUUGGCUGCAGGAAGCUCCUGCAGCCAAUCUGAAGCUGCAGAAGCCCCGUCGGACAUUCGGCUUCCAAAAAUUUGCGGUGUUCAGGAGCCAAAACGUUCGAGAACUAACCUGUAUUGAAAUAGCCUGCAUUGGACCGCCAUAGUCCAGCUAUCUGCUUGCGAGAUGCUGACAGCUUUCUCCCUUUGUUAGGUGAUUGGUGUGGCAGACCCACAUCCAUUUGCGAGGAAGAGGCUCCAGAAAGCUCAUGGCAUUGACGAGGACAAUGUGUUUGAUGGUAUGCAAUUAUUACUCUAUAUCUCUGCCCUGCCCUUGCUCCAAAACAGAGAGGGUCCCAUCUGUGGUCUUCAGCAUAAUUCAUGUAGGUGUGGAGAGGGGGGGAAUUGAGAAAAUUGACCACUAUCAGGAUGUAGCCUCUGGGUGUCAGAAUUCUGGUGAAAAUGAAAGAGGCAAUUGCUAGUGUGGUGUAGUGGUUAAGAGUGAUAGACUCGUAAUCUGGGGAACCGGGUUCACUUCCCCGCUCCUCCACAUGCAGCUGCUGGGUGACCUUGGGCUAGUCACACUUCUUUGAGGUCUCUCAGCCCCACUCACCUCACAGAGUGUUUGUAGUGGGGGAGGAAGGGAAAGGAGAAUGUUAGCUGCUUUGAGACUCCUUCGGGUAGUGAUAAAGCAGGAUAUCAAAUCCAAACUCUUCUUCUUCUCUUCCAAUGUUUGCUUAUUCGUCCUAUGUCUGGAAAAGUAAACCAACCCAGCAAAUACCAAUUGUUGCUGCUGAUUUCAAUAUACCUUGUGUUUUCUUUGCAUUGAAAGGGGGGGGGGUCUGGAUAACCCAUUGACAAUGUAUUUUGGGUGAUUCUUUAUGGAAAUAAUGUAAACUCAAUUUCAGCACAGCGGACCAUGAGACAAAUAAUGUAGUUUUUGGCCAGAGGUGAACUGCAGAGGAACAGAAACGGUGCUUCAUUCAGGGCGGAAUAGAAAAACGGUGCCUUCUUACAUCCCUGUGACAUUGCACAGACGCUAGAAGUUUCUCCAGUAAAUAUGCUCCCCAUCUCCAAAGAGCUUACUGCAACAUGCACACUGCUAUUUCUCCCCUGCCCCCCCCCCCCGCCAGUUUUAUCCUCACAAUAACUCUGUCAGGAAGGCGAGGCUAAACAAAAAUUAAUACAUCUCUCUGACUGUUUUGGGGCUUGGUUUUUUCUCUCUCCUGCCUCUGGAAACAUUGGCUGAGAUCUUAUUUUGCUUCGUUUCACACACUGAGUUGUAUCCAAUGCUAGUGCUACUCAGAGUAGACCCAUUGAACUAAGGUAGGUUGAUUCAUUUCAGUGAGUUUUGUCUGUGUAGAAAUUAGUUGUAUACACCCCAUUAUGGUCCCCCCCCAAGAUGUGAGAAUGUACAUUUGUGAUAAAUGCCUGUUUGUGGGUACGGUGAUUCCAAGAUAGAUAAAUAUUUUUUAGAAUUUUCUUCCUAAUAAUCAUUUAAAGGUUAUGCUAAAUAACAGGAAAUGGAGGAGAAGAGAACCCAGCAGCAUAAUAUGUGUAAUUUUCUGCUCUUGCGGUUCAUCCUUUCACUGUUCAAUCUUAUUCUUUUAAGACUGGACAGCAGCGGCUGAGAAAGAGAGGUUUGCGGAUGCUGUUAUCAUAGCAACGCCCGACAGCCUUCACAAGGUACUGCUAACCUUCUCCCACUCGAGGCUUCUUUUGAAUCAAAUCUGAGUCAUCUCGACUCUGCUUGCGUGCAAACAGUUUUGGUGGCAGUGCUCAGUUUAGCCCUGUGUGAGAAAUAAAAGUAGAAGUAGUUUAGGGAUAUACUUUGAAACAGGAAGGAGUUUAGCUUGAGCACACACAGCCUCUGAAUCUAACAGUGUCCCCCAUACAGCCAUGGGAAUGCCCACCAAGGAUGUUGGAGAAUGGAAAGCAGAGAGGAAAUUGCCAAUGUCAGUUUGUUCCUUCCAAGUCGAGAAAUACAAUCAGUAUUCACUGCAAAGGAUGUGAAAUUGGUUACAUUCCGCCUCCCCUAUUUCCUUUUAUGUUUAUACGAGUGGGGUGGAGUAACUCGACGGCAAUUUAUUGUGCACAAUGAAUUAACUCUGCAAAUUACCUAAGCCACGUUGUUUCCUGACAGCAGGAUGAAUAGCAUCCAUUUUGGCAGAAAGCAAACUGCAGAGGCAUAGAAACGGCGCUGCAUGUGACGAGCGCAAGGCAGAACAGAAAAGGAUGCUGCCUAGUUUCCCUAAUAUCCACUUUGCCAUAUCACACACACCCCUUUCCCCCUGAAACACCAUGCAUUUUAGUAUGGUUUUUGCAAAGUUUGUUUUACGCAUUAAAAACUGUUCUGAAGGAGGAGGCUGUUGGAGUGAUCCAAGGGCCAGCCAGUUGCCACUUCCCAAAACCUUGCUUCAGGAAAGGGAUGGGGUUAUGAGAUUGUGCUUAGCGGUGGCUGGUGCCCAUGGAGACAGGUAGGGUGGAAGGCAGGGAGCCCACCAGCAGGUGGCGCUGGAGCCAGUGGCUGGCAGAGCCAAGGAAAUCUACAGUGGUGCCUCGCAAGACGAAAUUAAUCCGUUCCGCAAGAGUCUUCGUCUAGCGGUUUUUUCGUCUUGCGAAGCAAGCCCAUUGACGGAUUAGCGCUAUUAGCGCUAUCAGCUGUUUAGCGGCUAUUAAAGGCUUAAAGGCUUAGGGAUUAGCUGCUAAAAGGCUAUUAAAGGCUAUUAAAGGCUUAGCAGAUUAGAUAAAGGGGGGGGAAAGCGAAAAAAAAUCUCAAGACUCGCAAGGUAUUUUCGUCUUGCGAAGCAAGCCCAUAGGGGAAUUCGUCCUGCGAAGCAACUUCAAAACGGAAAACCCUUUCGUCUAGCGGUUUUUCCGUCUUGCGAGGCAUUCGUCUUGCGGGGCACCACUGUAGUUUUGUCCCCAUCCUCCUCCCUGCUGAGUUCUACCAGGGGCAACAACGAGACUGUGUAGUAGGAUGCUGGCAGUCUGUGCCACACCUGGGCUAAGCUGUAAGUAGGAAGGAAGGAAGGUGGGGGCAGGCUGAGGUUGCCUCAUGCAACCUGAUGGGCCAGCCCCCACUGAUUGUGAAUGAUACAGGAACUGGCCAAUUGUUGCUGUGCAAUUCUGUCUUCUGCUGAAAGCCAGAAGACCACCAUCCAAACACAGCCAAAAUGGAGUCUUUGCGGUUCCAGAGGAAAGGGACCACUGAACAGGAUGUCUGCCUUUAAGUUGCUGUAUAAAAAAAAGAGAACUAUGUAUUUAGAAAAAAUCCUUUCCCAAGACACUAAGGAUGCAUUGAAAUGUCAGCUGCUUGAUGGUAAUUUGUGGCGGUCUCUUCCCCACCAGGCGCCGGCAGUGGCUUUUGCCCACAAAGGAUACCACAUCUUGCUGGAGAAGCCCAUGGCGGUAAGUGUUGCUUGUGUUAGAAACUCUCAUAUACCGUAUUUUUCGCCCCAUAGGGUGCACCGUUUUUUUGGGGGGGGGGAAUAAAGAAAAAAAAUUAUUUCCCCCGACCCCAGCCCCCAGAAUAGGCUGCUAUCCGCAAGCCUAGGGAGCCCGGCGGGAAGUCGCACUGGUCUCCCCAGGCUUGCGGAUAUCUUCCCGAAGCCCGGGGCGCGUGGCUCAGCGCGCCCCAGGCUUCAGGAUGCAGGCAGCUCCCACCGCCAGCCUCCAAACCAGGUCAGGGAACAGCGGGAAAGCAGUGCUCCGCCUCCCGAGCUUGUGGGGCUGGCGGUGGGGAAAGCAGCGCUUCUCCCCACCGCCAGCCUCCAAACCAGGUCGGGGAACAGCGGGAAAGCAUGCUCCGCCUCCCCGCUGUCCCCCGAGCUUGUGGGGCUGGUGGUGGGGAGAAGCGCUGCUUUCCCCACCGCCAGCCUCCAAACCAGGUCAGGUUUGGAGGCUGCUAUCCGCAAGCCUUGGGAGCCCGACGGGAACUCCCGCGGAGCUCCCAAGGCUUGCGGAUAGCUUCCUGAAGCCUGGAGAGUGAGAGGGGUCGGUGCGCACCGGGCUCCCACUCUCCAGGCUUCAGCGAAAGCCUGCAUUCGCCCCAUAGGACGCACACACAUUUCCCCUUCAUUUUUGGAGGGGAAAAAGUGUGUCCUAUAGGGCGAAAAAUACGGUAUAUAUUAGGCAUUAAAUGGCUCCUUAAACCAGGGUUACAGCUAGUUGCCUUUUGGGGGCCAGACAAUUCGAAAGUUGUAUUUUUCAAUUUGACUUUUUGGUUCCUGAAAUUCAAGUAAAAUGUAACGGAUAGAAUUCGUUAUAUGUGAUGCUAGUGUGUGAAAACAGUCGAGAUCCAAGGAUCCCCGGGCAUGCACCUCCAGGUGCAUCUUCACUUGGCUGAAGGCCAGGCGCAAAAUUUCCCCUGGAGAAUUUUGAAUGCUGUGUGCUGGCAGGACCUCUUGCUGGAGGAAAUUGUUGAGGCCACAGUAGCAAGUCCAGGGUUAAGACGGGUAUAAUGGCUGCAUGCUGAACCAUAAGGACAUGCUUUCCACUGGAAAGGAGAAGCUGUCUCAGAGCAUGCCAAGCGAGGGUCUUUCCUUCAUGGGUCUGUUUUCUGGGCUCCCAAGAAUUCUUCCUUGGUUUGUUCUUCUGCUUCCUGUUGACUCUUCGAUGCACUUCCUCUGCCUUUGUAGCACUUGGCUGAGAUCGAAAAAUAUGCACUCAGCUGAGCCAAAAAGUGUGCAUGUCAGCUAUAAUUUCUUUGCUCAGGCCAGAAUCUCUGACUGAAUUCCUUGUGAGCAGUCGAGCAUUUCUUUUGUAAGUCUCUGGGCUUAAUGGUCUCGCGUGGUCAGUCAGCCGACCUUGCUGUCUUCGGAAGCCCUCCUGCUCAUUCUGCUCACUUGUGAAAUUCUAACCGCUGCUGAGAAGACCCAAACGCCUUCAAGUGUGACUCUAGCUGGUUGCUGAUCUUCUUCCAUUGACUGUUUCCAUAUGUCCACAUCCUGGGGGCGUUUUUGGACUACAACUCCCAUCAUCCCUUACCCAUUGACUGCUUGGCUGGCGCUGGUGGGGCUUAAAGCCCAACAGCGUCUCUGGGAGGCCUAACCCCUGCCCUAGAGGGGUAGGAAAUGCCCUAUGCUCUUAAAAUAGGUAAGAGCAGGGGGUAGCCAAGGUGGUGGCCUCCAGAUGUUGAGCUACAACUCCCAUCAGCCAUGGUCAGUAAUCAGGGAUGAUGGGAGUUGUAGUCCAGUAAUACCUGGAGUGCAUUGGGUUCCCCAUCCCUGGGCUAAAGGCUCCUCCGUGCUGGAAGCACCAUCCAGAAAGGAGUCUCCCUGCUGUGUCUCUGCAUAAGUGGCUGAUCUGGCUUUUAUCAAUGGAAACAAAGCCAGGGAAGCUGUGCCCUUGGGAUGUUCUUGAACUACAGAUCCCAAGAGCCCCAGCUGGCAUUGCCAGGGAUGUUGAGAGUUGUAGUCCGGGGGGGGGGCAGUAGGUUGGCUUAUCCCCAGGUGAAGUGACCAGUGUUGCCUUGGCUGAAACUGAUUGUAUUUCCCCCCCUUUUGAUCGAUCAGGUAACACUAGAGGACUGUAAAGAAAUAGUUCUGGCCUGUAAAACCAACAACGUCAUCCUCGCAGUCUGUCACGUCCUACGCUACCAUCCAGUGUCCUUGAAAAUAAAGGUAUGCCAGCUAGGCAGACAGUGAGGGGAGGACGUACUCUUAAAAAUAUCAGCCCUUCUAAUUCCAAACUCGACCGGUGAGUGUCGACUGGACUGGAUGUGAGAGAGAUGGCUACUGAGAAGCUAGAGAAGGAGGCGUGGGGGAUUAGGGACUUGGGGAGAGGCCUCUUUCUUUGCCUGAUACUUGUUCCUUUUAGCUGGAGAUGCCAAGAGUUGCACUUGGGACCUUCUGCGUGCAAAUCAGGCGGCCCCACCUCCUUGCAGAGAACCUCAGAGCUAUAAAGGGCCAAACCCUCUGGCCUGAAGGAAGGUGUGCUGGUUGUUUCUGCCGCACAGCGGGUUCCCCCCUCCAACCCUAGUGUUGAAGGAACCACUUCUCACAGAGACUGAGGACCGGGAGUUUUUAACUCAGAGGUAGCGUUUAGAUGAGCCAACAGGCAACCCGUCUAACGCAAGGCUUCAAUACUAAGCCUCUCUCUCAUUCACGAGAGGGUGCAGUCCUUUUAAGUGCAAGGAAACAGUGCAGUUCUUACAGGAGUCAAAGGUGGCUUGCCUGCCCUUUAUUCUCCUGGUAGAAAGUUCAACGCUGCGGUAAUUCACCCAGCCGGCUCCCACAGCAGGGAUCCUCCUGUAUGCCCUUGACAAAAUGCUUUCCUUCACACUAUCUAUUUUCUAUGUCUCCUUCAUGUUCUCUUCUCAGACCCCUACUCUACACCUCUGCUGGCAUGCACAAAGUUUUCGUUUUUUAAGGAGAUGGUUAAUGAGAGUCAAAAGGCACUGAAGAGUGACUCAGAAGCUUGACCUUAAUUACAUUCACUUCUUUCACAGGGGAAGGUGGCUGAGAGGUUCCUCUGUGAGUUCUUGCCCAGCCUCCUCAUUGGGUGCAGUUGUCUCCUGACCCUGUACCGAACACAAACCUCAAAUAAACAGAGGAAACCCAACUGCAUUCGCUGGAUUGGUUUCUCUUCCAGGCAGGGGGUGAACGAGUAGACACCCUCGGUUUCUGCUCCCGUUUUCUUUUUCUCUGACAACUCUCUGCCCUAUCUGUUUACAGUGGUACCUCGGGUUACAUACGCUUCAGUUUACAUACGCUUCAGGUUACAGACUCUGCUAACCCAGAAAUAGUGCUUCAGGUUAAGAACUUUGCUUCAGGAUAAGAACAGAAAUCAUGCUCCAGCGGCGCAGUGGCAGCGGGAGGCCCCAUUAGCUAAAGUGGUGCUUCAGGUUAAGAACAGUUUCAGGUUAAGAACGGACCUCCGGAACGAAAAUACUUAACCCAAGGUACCACUGUAUUUUUGUUUAGGAACUCCUAGACGCUGGACUGAUUGGAGACAUCUGCCACAUUCAGCACCUGGAACCUGUAAGUAUAGAAUCAUAGAGUCGGAAGGAACCUCAUGGGGUCAUCUAGUCCAAACCCCCUGCAAUGCAGGCAUCUCAGCUAAAGCAUCCAUGACAGAGGGCCCUCCAGCCUCUGCUUAAAAAACCUCCAAGGAAGAAGAGUCCACAACUUGUCAAGAGGGACCGUUCCACUGUCAAACAGCUCUUCCUGUCAGAAAGUUCUUCCUGGUGUUUAGUUGGAAUCUCCUUUCUUGUAACAUGAAGCCCCAGGUUCGAGUCCUACCCUCCAGAGCAGGAGGAAACAAGCUUGCUCCAUCUUCCAUGUGACAGCCCUUCAGAUAUUUGAAGAUGCCUAUCAUAUCUCCUUUCAGUCUCCUAUUUUCCACGCCAAACAUACCCAGCUCCUUCAAGCACUUUUCAUAAGGCUUCGUUUUCAGUAUUACAUGCCCAAGUUACACUGAAUCCUAUGAAACACGCUUCCUUGCACUCAUGAUGUAAUAGCAUGCCUCCCCGUUUUCUCCUGCCUGUUUCUCUUUUCCCUUUGCCCCACUAGCCCCAUGCUGCCCUUAUUCAGCCACUUGCCUGCAUGCCUUUGUAAUUAUAUCAGUUCUGGGGAGUGGCAGAGUUUGUCAGCUUCCUCCUGCUUAGUCUCAGUGUUGCCCCUUGUAAGACUCAGCAGAGAGGAGGAUAGGGAUGAAACUGGAAUCCAUUGACUCCACCUGCCACUGGCUCUAGCGCCACCUACUGUUGGGCUCCCUGCUUUCCACCCUACCAGUCAUCCUUUUGGGCAGUGUACCUAUCCCCAAAUUCUUGGUCAAGGACCAUGUGUGUGGAUGCUGCAAUAAAAGACAAAUGGUACAUUAUCGAGCUAUUCCAGCCUACUUGUAAAAGUGUUUAGCUAAGUUUCUGAGCGGGUGGGGAAGCUCUCAUAAUAAUUUCUCGCAUUUAUUUAUUUGCACAGAUUUGUGUGCAAAUAUGAAAGUCUGUUGGACAGUAUACCUUUUUUAAAAAGAAAGAAAAAAGAAUGUCCUAAAACACACACAAAAAACAUCAGAAAAGCUGUGUUUGUUUACGUGUGCCUAUACUAGUUUAUGAUUUGCAUUGCAUGAACAUGUUAACGUUAUAAUUUGCUUAUGCUUUUAAGUAAGUUGUAAGUCUCUCAGGGGCCUCCAACAAGUGACCAACAAAUCUAAUACUUAUUAUUAUUAUUAUUAUUUAUUAAAAGUUCACAUUAUUCGUGGUACAGAGUUGGGCCACCUUUGGGAAAAAGUCUGUUUAAACUAAAAAGGUUUUAUUGUCAUCCCUGGCUGAUAGCGCUAAUGGGAGUUAGGGUCCAGCAGCUUGUGGGGAGGCAAGUUCCCCACCUGAGUUUUAGCGCUUCAUACUUUCCAUUCCAGCAGCUCUUGCUCCCUGUCUCGAGACUAACCACGGACUGUUUUUCUCUCCCUGACCCCGCCCCCCACCCAGGUUGGAUUCUGGCAUUUUGCCCACUCCUUUGUACGAGGAAACUGGCGGAACGAAGCCGAGAGCACCUUUUCGCUGCUCGCUAAAUCGUGCCACGAUGUUGACCUCAUCAAUUACUGGAUGGGCAGCAGAAGGUACGCAAGGAAGAACCCUUCUCUCUUAAGAGGCUGCUAUUGUUUGCAGAGGCGGAAAGGGAGCGAGGUCCCAACUAAAGAAGACUGGCAACUUAUGUUGACAGAAUAUGCACAUUGACAGAAUAUAUGGAAAAUAACUCUGCACAGCUGAAAACGCUGGCAGCAUUAAGAUAAAUUCAACAGUGUAAAUAAUCUUUGAUGGGUGUAAUACUGGGGAAAUGAUUGGAAUAGUUUUUGUAAAAUAUGCAGGGGUGUGUGUGUGUGUGUGUGUGUGUGUGUGUGUUUGGGACGUUGCUCUUGUGGAAAUCAGACAGGCCCCUGCAGCCCUGAAAGAUGCCAAAAAUGCAUUUGUUUCAAGUUGCAAGUGUUUUAAAGAGAAUGGAUCUUGUUCCACGUUGGCCCUUUGGUCUGGAUUUUAUUAUGUUUUUAUUGUACAAAGUCUUGAUACUUAAAAAAAAAAAUGUGCUGGUGUUUUGUAAAUAUUGUUAUCAAUAAAUAAACCUCAAAAUGCCUCUUCCCCUUCCCUCCCCAAUUCUUCUUUCAGAUGUUUGAAAGUGUCAUCUUUUGGCAACCUGUCCCAUUUCACGAAAGAGCACAAGGUUGGUCAAACUUUCCAAUGAGUACUUUUUUAUGUUUUUAAAGGAAGAGUCUUUUGUGCAUUUUGCCGCACUGGGUGAGUGCAGAAUUUGAGCAGCCUCCUGCCAGCUUUCAACUUUGCCCCUGAAAUAAAAUCAAGCCUCUAAUCCAUACUGUGGAAACAAUGAUGUUCUGAGAUGCAGUCUGUGAAUUUAAUAGUAAUAAUAGUUUAUUUCUUAUACCCCGUCCAUCUGACUGGGUUGCCCCCAGCCACUCUGGGCAGCUUCCAACAAAAAAACACAAUAAAGCAUCAAACAAUUAAAAACUUCCCUUUACAGGUCUGCCUUCAGAUGUCUUCUAAAAUUCAUACAGUUGUUUAUCUGUUUGACAUCUGAUGGGAGGGCAUUCCACAAGGUGGGUACCACUACCGAGAAGGCCCUCUGCCUGCUUCCCUGUAACUUCACUUCUCACAAUGAUGGAACUGCCAGAAGGCCCUUGGAGCUGGACCUCAGUGUCUGGGCUGAAUGAUGGGGGUGGAGACGCUCCUUCUGGUAUACGGGGCCGAGGCUUUAAAGUUCAGCACCAACACUUUGGAUUGUGUCUGGAAACGUACUGGGAGCCAGUGUAGAUCCUUCAGGACCGGUGAUAUAUGGUCCUGGCGGCCGAUCCCAGUCACCAGUCUAGCUGCCGCAUUCUGGAUUAGUUAUAGUGCGCCAUUGUUUCUCAGCAAUGACUUCUCUCCAACUUUCCCUUAGCCGGAAGGUGCCGCAGAUCGCUGUUUAGACUGUUCAGUUGAAGAAACCUGCCCGUAUUCAGCAAAGAAGAUUUAUCUGGCACAGGCUGAGAGGGUAGGUACUGAGCGGGGUUCUAACCUUGGAGAUAGGUUGAUUUAUUUAUUCCCCCACCACAGGUUAACAAGUUACUCAGUAAGGAAAAACAAAACAAAACCAACCAGUUGAUCUUUUUUCUCUUUCUUCUGGCUGUAGAGGUGUGCAUUGAUCAAUUUGCAAGUGCCUGGCAGUUUAGAAAAAGUUAUGAAAAUGAUUUCAGUUUGCAACAAGAAAAUUUCACACACACAAAUGUGUGUUUCUAUAUCUAUGUAAUUUAGUGUAUAAUAAUAAUAAUAAUAAUAAUAAUAAUAAAUAAUAAUAAUAAAUUUUAUUUAUACCCCGCCUUCCCUGGCCAGAGCCAGGCUCAGGGCGGCUAAUGCCAAAUCACAGUAAAAACAUAAUAGGGGAGGGGGAAAACCAAUUUAAAAUACAGGUUAAAAUGCAAUUUAAAAUGCAGCUUCAUUUUAAAAGUAGCUCAUAGAUCAAAAACAUUAGGGGAGGGAAACAUAAGGGUCAGACUGAGUCCAAACCAAAGGCCAGGUGGAACAGCUCUUUCUUGCAGGCCCUGCAGAAAGAUGUCAAGUCCCGCAGGACCCUAGUCUCUUGUGACAGAGCCAUAUAUCUCGCCGUUCUCCCAACUUGGGAUUCAAGGUAGCUUUCGACAUUUAAAAACACCAUUCUAAAAUACAAAGUAAUAAAAAGAAACAAGUUAAACACGAUAAUUAAAGUACAUCAGGACAUAUUGGGAACCGGAAGCUAAAAUACAGUUUGCCCCGUGGUCAGCAGCCCAGAGGUCAGCACUGUCCACACCUUAGUUUCCAAAGGCCUCUCUUAACAGGAAGGUCUCAACCUUCUGGUGGAAGGGCAUGAUAGAAGGAGCCAGUCUAACUUCCCUUGGGAGAGAAUCCCACAAUAUUGGGUGUAUAUGGUAAAUGGCCACAGAACUUGGUGGGGCUAGUUGGGCUGCAGCAGUGUGGUGUAGUGGUUAGUGGGCUGGCUGGGGAGAUCCAGUCUUCAGACUCUGGAUCCAGCGGAGUUCUUCUUGCGUUCCUAAGAUCCAAACUUGUUGAGGAUGGGCUGGAUCCUGCUGGGACGCUGCUGUUGACACAGUCUUCCUUUUGUUUCAUCCCAGGGAUACUUUGGGUGGCCAGUGUCUGUGGUCUGCCAUAGCGGUGAGUACGAUAUAGAAUCGCUGACCGACGCCUUGCGCCACGGCCCCUACGGAAGGUGCAUUUACGAGUGUGACAAUGAUGUUGUUAAUCACCAGGUAUGCAGCCUUGCACUAAACCUUCCUUCCUCUUCUCCCCAGCCGCCCUCCUCCGGUUAUUUCUUAACCAAAUUGACAAGUCACAGCAUUAUUGUCUUGGAAGAUGUUUAGUAGGGCAAGUUCUGGGUUGACUUCUAAAACUUGUUUAGUUAUUUUGCAUAUUUCUUAUCUAGCCUAUGCUCCCCACCCUCCAAUUAUCCUCUGCACCUUUGCAGUGAAUAUUUUCUAGAAGUAUGAAUUGCUUGACUUUAAUAUAGUACAGGACUGGGGAACCUUUUUUCAAGCUGAGGGCUACAUUCUCUCCUGGGUAAUGUUCGGGGUGGCAAAAAGGAGGCAGAACAGUGCAAAUUUGACCUUUGUGCAGUUUUCUACACACAUACAUCUCUGUCUUCCGUUUGGGAAAGCAAGAGACACAAUCAGAGUUCAAGGGCAAAGUCCAGUCUGGCAUAAACUCUCAAGGAGUUGAUAGUUUAAGAGCAGCUGGCUCCCAGUGAGUCUGCAGGGGCAGUCAGCUAUGUGGCAGUAUCUGACAUGCACCUCUGAUGGCCUCCUGACAACUGACACAAAAUAGCAAGGGGACAGUUCCUUAUAUCAUUUCAUUUAACCAAUCAGAAACGUCCCUUCAGAUUGGUGAAAAUAGUAACGACUCCAAGCCAAUGAAAGCUGGCCUUGCUUUUGAAUUUGAAACCCAAAUGUCAAUGCUCAACAUAAAACUUCUGAAUGGUGACAUUUUUCAUUGUCAGUUUUGGGGGUGGGAAGGUUUGUUACGGCUCUAGUUUGCUAAUUUAAGACAGGGUUUCUCCAGCCAUUGUUGGACUACAACUCCCAUCAUCCCUAGCUAGCAGGACCAGUGGUCAAAAAUGAUGGGGAUUGUAGUCCAAAAACAGCUGGAGACCCAACUUUGGGAAACCCUGAUUUAAGAUUUCAAGGUUUCAUAUAUUUGUGUAUGUGUAUAAUAUCUCUCUCUCUCUCUCUCUCUCUCUCUCUCUCUCUCUCUCUCUCUCUCUCUCUGUCUUUCUAUUCCAAGUUUGCCAACUCGCAGUUCUCAGAUAGUUUGUUCUAUAACUUCCAUCAGCCCAAGUUGGUGCUUACAGAAGGCAUGCUUUGAAACCAGUCUUGAGAACUAGGAGCAUCCGUUUAAAUAAUGGAAAUUGAAACCUGCUUCCAGCUCCCUACCAUGUUCUGUACACUGUUCUUCACUUGUUGUUUCAUGUCCCUCCUCAGGUUGUCAAUAUGGAGUUUGAAGGUGGAGCCACUGUUGCCUUCACAAUGGUUGGCUUCACACACAAACUAGGCGUGAGGAAAACAACCAUCUAUGGGACAAAGGUAAACUUAACUGCAGGGCUCUGUGCAUGAAAUUGCACCCACAGGCCGCACCCAGGGAAUUCCCAAUUCUGCAAUCUGAUCUCCAAGGUACCUGGGCCAGUCACUGUCUCUCAGCCUUACCUACCUCACAGGGUUGUUGUAAGGAUAGACUGGAGAGUGGGGGGAGGGAGUGCAUCCAUUACCUUGAGAUCUUUGGAGAAAAGGUGGGGGUGUACAUGCAAUACUGAAUAAAAUUAAAAUCCUUCAGUCAGUUUCACCUCUGGUCAUAUUAAACACUGGUGAUCUUCAUAAAACAGUUUUACCUUCCUGCAUUUUUUAUUUUUAGGGAGAACUUUCCUGCGAGGGUUCAGGACCAGUGGAGAUUUAUGAUUUCCUGGAAAGGAAGAUAAGCAGCUUUUCUCCAGAUAAAGCAGCCUGUGUCCCAAUGUGCUUAAGUGCUCAUAGCGGUGCUGACUACUACCUCAUGGAGAGUUUCAUUUCAGCUGUAGCGGUGAGUUUAUUAUGCGCAUGCACCCCGCUUUAAUUCCCCGAUAAGUAUAGAAUUGUAUUGUCACACACACACACACACACACACACACACACACACACACACACCUCUGCGUCUGAGAUUGCCCACUAUGCUUUCAAACCCAUCUUCAGAGUCAUAAAGACUGUACUGUGUGUACACUGGUUUCUGAUAGCUACAGGGCACAGCUUGCAGUGAUUUCAAGACUUUGUGUGUGUUGGAACAUUGCUGAGAACUUGUUUUUUUUGCAUGCAAAUGCAGAUUUGUACACAUGGAACAUUCUGAAUUGGCCUUGGGUAAAGCUUCUAUCAGCCUCAGUUCCAUCUUCUGUACAAUGGGUACACCUAAUAACAGGACCCACCUUAUAGGCUUGCCUUAAGGAUUCCCAAGAAUCAAUGUGAAUUCAAACACUCUGAAGGGCUCUACAAAUGCUAGGUAUUUAUUAUUCACCUCCAGGCCUUGCUAAAACAUCUUUUGUUUUUCUCUGGGAAAAAAACAACAGGAGAAUAACCCAUCUCUGAUUCGAACCGGUCCAGAAGACACCUUAAACUCUCAUCUCCUUGUAUUUGAAGCAGAGAGAUCCAGAAAAGAGAAUCGGGUUGUGCUUCUAGAGGUGUGA